Molecule: messenger RNA, 1155 nt
Organism: Penicillium chermesinum
Lineage: Eukaryota; Fungi; Ascomycota; Eurotiomycetes; Eurotiales; Aspergillaceae
Exons: 1
Coding region: 1-1155 (384 amino acids)
Source: RefSeq, a predicted model, not a curated record
AUGCCUAAUGGAGGCAGCUCCAGCUCAACAGACACCAAUGCUUCAGCCCGGUCGAAAAGCACGGCGCCGACGGUGGUGAGCAAUCGUACCACUCCGGCCAAACAUCGCGAUCAUUGGACUGAGUAUGACGAUUAUGAAGAUGACUACCAUCAUGACUACAACGACUACGAUGAUAUCGACAUAGAGUAUGACGAUGACUACGAUUAUGGCGAUGAGAAUGACCGCCAAGACGAAUGCGAAUCCCGCACCUCCGUCUCAACUUAUGCUUCCACCACCCGCUCGAUGGCUGCGGCUGCGGCGGAGGCCGAAUUGGCCGAAGAGCCUCUGUACGAGGUAGUCGACCGGCAAGAAUUCUUCCCAACAGACGCUCUUGCUUCCACCCCGUCUUCCUUCGCCACGCUCUUCCCUUCUUCAAGAAGGCUUCUUAUCCGCCACGAUGACACCACUCUCGACGGCAACAUGAAUCUGCGCGUGGACACCGUCGUCCCCCGCCGCGCAGGCUACCAGCAAGACGUCAUUCUUUUCCAUCUGCGCAUGCAUGAUCUUUUCUCCCGCAAAUUCUCGCUCCGCCGCUACUGCCGCGACUCAGGUCGCGAGAUCUGCCAUUCCUCGCGCAAAGAGGUCUCCAACUCGCGGCGGCCGAUGCUGCGUCGUAAAUCAUGGAGUACCGUCCUAGCCGGGUUCAGACAUGCCUCGAGCGCCCACACGCCAUCGCCACUCGCCGAGCUGAAGCGCCACGACUCGGGGUUUUCUGUAGGCAGAUCCCAGAACAGACCCGACUCCCCGGCCGACUUCGACGAGGAGGAUGGCGAGAAAGACAGACCACUCGAAGACACCAUCACAAUGGAGUUUUCGAACUAUGCGCAUGUCGAGUUGCGGCGCCGGGGGCCGGGCUCCUCGAAGCGCUAUGAGUAUGAGUACUGGUCAACGAAGUACCAAUGGCGCCGCGAUACUCGGAAAGAAGGCGACCUGCGCGAGGUGUCGUACUAUCUCGUUGAUACGCGGUCCUCGAAGACGAUCGCGCAUCUUAUGCCGGAGAUAUUGACACCGCUGGAGGCGGUGGAGGAAGAGAGUAAGGGCGGCUGGGUGCCGCCUUGUUCGCUGUGGAUCAGCGAUGUGUCCGUGUACGAGCGGAUGCCUGACAUCGCCGAGUAA